GGGCCGCCGUUCUCAAAGCCGCCGGCGGCGCGGCGGGCAGGCGGCAGUGCUUGCGCGGGGUUUGCGCGGCUUUUGCGCGGGGCAGCGCGGGCCGUGCCGGCGGCUGCAGGACCAUGGAGAGCGGCGCGGCGCGGCGUCUGGACGCGGCCGCCUUCCUGGGCGCCUGGCGCCGCUUCGACGCCGACGACAACGGCUACAUCGAAGGGAAGGAGCUUGACAACUUUUUCCAUCAUCUGCUGGAGAAACUGAGGCCAGACGACCCCAUCACAGAAGAAAAAGUUCAGAGGAUGAAGGAGCAGUUCAUGUCUGCCUAUGAUGUCACCACAGAUGGCCGCUUGCAAAUCCAAGAGCUUGCAAAUAUGAUCUUGCCAGAUGAUGAAAACUUCCUGCUGCUUUUCCGACGGGAGACUCCCUUGGACAACAGUGUGGAGUUCAUGCGGAUCUGGCGCAGUUACGAUGCUGAUAGCAGUGGAUUUAUUUCAGCUGGAGAACUCAAAGAUUUCUUGAGAGAUCUCUUCUUGCAGCAUAACAAGGUGGUUACUGAUGCAAAGUUGGAAGAGUAUACUGAUACAAUGAUGAAAAUCUUUGACAAAAACAAGGAUGGACGUCUGGACCUGAAUGACCUGGCAAGGAUUCUGGCCCUCCAGGAAAAUUUCCUUCUUCAGUUUAAAAUGGAUGCUUGCAGCACAGAGGAAAGGAGGAGAGAUUUUGAGAAAAUCUUUGCACACUACGAUGUUAGUAAAACGGGAGCACUUGAAGGCCCAGAAGUGGAUGGAUUUGUCAAAGACAUGAUGGAACUGGUCAAGCCCAGCAUCAGUGGGGUGGACCUGGACAAAUUCCGUCAGAUUCUGCUCAACCACUGCGAUGUGAACAGAGAUGGGAAAAUUCAAAAAUCAGAACUGGCCUUGUGUCUAGGGCUUAAAAUGAACCCAUAGCUGUUGGUGGUGCUCGUGGCUGUGUUUCCCAUGUGAGGUUUGCCUGCUGCUCCUGGUAGAAGUGUGUCCGUGCUGUGCAAGCAGAUGGGUGGUGGGCAGGGGGGGCAUUUGUACGAAGGGGCAGACAGCCUUACCAAUGUUUAUGAAUCUCUUGGAUAUCUCCAGAAGCCACCUGGCCAUGGACCUGGGCACCCUGCUCUGGGUGGUCCUGCUGGAGCAGGAGUGGGGUCUGUAGAGGUCCCUGCCUGCCUCAGUUAUUCUGUGAUUCUGUGACUGUGAAUCUGUGACAAGUGUUGAUGGGUGGUGUUCAAUAGGUGCCACUGCUUGUGGGUCUCUCCAGCAUGGUCUUUGCCCACAGGCACACUAUUUGCUCAGAAAGAGGGCUGCUCACCUUCUCCUACCCCUGUGAAACAGUGCCCUGCCCAUCUCCUAGAGUAGAGACAAGCAUCUCCCAGCGUUGAUGCUCCUGGGCUGCUGCUGCUCUGUGAUUCUGAUGGUUGCCUUCUGUGUGAAGUCAUUACUUUGGUGAAUGUUGAGCUUUGUUUGUGCAGUUGAAA
Molecule: messenger RNA, 1492 nt
Organism: Lagopus muta (rock ptarmigan)
Lineage: Eukaryota; Metazoa; Chordata; Aves; Galliformes; Phasianidae
Gene: SCGN
Product: secretagogin, EF-hand calcium binding protein
Exons: 11
Coding region: 114-935 (273 amino acids)
Biological process (GO): regulation of long-term synaptic potentiation; regulation of presynaptic cytosolic calcium ion concentration
Cellular component (GO): dendrite; nucleus; terminal bouton
Molecular function (GO): calcium ion binding
Source: RefSeq, a predicted model, not a curated record